Messenger RNA from Glarea lozoyensis ATCC 20868, 465 nucleotides. RefSeq lists its product as uncharacterized. Bases 1 to 465 code for a protein of 154 amino acids. The transcript has 4 exons. Lineage: Eukaryota; Fungi; Ascomycota; Leotiomycetes; Helotiales; Helotiaceae. The record is from RefSeq and is a predicted model, not a curated record.
AUGGCUCCUACACGAGCUCGUCAAAGCAUCGAUGAAGGCGACUCCAGCGGAUCCGACGAAGACCCCCAAUCACAAGAGAGACUCGCGUUAGAGAGGGCGACCACUCUUCAAGCAUCACUAAACAAGAAACGUGACACCAAGCGUAAAUCGAUUGAAGCCGAACAUGCAAAGAGCGUCAAGGAAAUCAGAGCAAAGAUUGAAAAUGCCGCAAAGAUCCGGAAGACGAAAGUUGCAAAACUACACUCCUCCCACAUGGAACGUCUCCUCGCUCUAGAUGACCGCCGCCAAAAGAUUGAGGGUCUCAUUAUCGCCAGCAUGAAGCGUCUUCACUCGGCUACCAACAACAUUCAAUCGGAAUUGCUAGCCAUGUAUGAGGGACGCACAGCAGAAAUUGAAGAGCUAGUCGACAUUUCAAUUGAGGGACCGUUCGAAGAUUCUGAGACAACGUUGGUGGAGAAGGUCUGA